CUGAAUCUCAGCCUAUUAGGUUAUAUCUCUUCCAGCCCACGUUCAUGCGCGUUUAUGAGGGAGAUAGGCUCGAGUUUGAUUGAUGUGAGCUUUAACCAUCGACUGGCUAAUCCCGGUGAAUGACAAACGUUUAAGCCAAUUGCUGCAAAGGUAAUUAUAUUCCCACAGUAUCCUUAUUUUGGGAAAGCAUAAAAUCGCUCAUGCCACAGAGAAGGACGACCUACCGGGCGUAGAGCUAAUAAAAUCAUACGUGCGAUAAUCCGCUCUUAAAUUGGCCUCAAUCUGGACCUGAAACAAUCAGAGACUCGUAGGCUCUUACUCACGCACGCACGGAUACGCACGCACGUCCACCCUACCGACAACAUUUUUAGAUUGGUAUGUCGUGACCGGAGCGAUGCAAAUGUCACACAAAUUGUUGACGACCAGUCUCCGACAUGAUAAUGUGAUGGCGUUUGGAUAAAGUGCGCUGUCGUGCGGCUGUUCUGGAAAAGGUUGGGCUGUGCGCGGAGGCUUUGUCGGGCUUAUUUCAGCGCCUGGACAGCUCCUUUCCAAGGGUUCCCCGCUGCGCUCGCCGGGGAAACCCUGUGCUGAGUAGCGGACACACAUCACUCUCGCCAGCCCAGCAGGACAGCACUCCAAUAAAUAUGAUUGCCGUGAAACGCGGAAAACCUGAAGUGUUCUGCUCUCGUGACGAUGGUUCUUGCGACUGAGCCAGAGCGCCGCUUUGUUUUUUCACUGAAAUUCAGCCAGCGCGAGUGGGAGCAGCGGAAGCACAAGCGGCAGCAGCAGCAGUGGUGCUCAUCUAAAGCAAAAGUGCUAAGGAUAGCUGCAAUCUCCACUCACCGCGAGUCCACGGCUGCUCCACUUACUACCCUCAACACCACGGAGACAGCAGGCGACCAACGCCAGGAAAACAUUCCCUUCAUCGAUGCAAAUGUUGCACAGGUUCACCAUGAAAGAAGCCUCCAUCAGAUGAAAAGGUGAAGUGCAGCACUAAAUCAGGAGUGAGUGACAACCAAUACAUUCCUCACCUCUCCAUCACCCAGCAGCAUCAUGGCCAAUGCUGACAGGGAGGUGGAGCAGGCAGGUGUGUCCGACUUGGAGAUCAUCUCUCAGCCUGUGGAGGAUGAGAACCAGUGCUUGGCUCCUCCAGUGCAGCUGCUGAGUUUUGGCUACAGGGACCUGCCUCUCACAGCUCUGGAUGUGUCGCUGGCCGGAUCACAGCUCCUCUCCAACGCAGAUGAAGAUGAAAACAGGGAGGGGUCAAACUGGUUGAAGCCGUGCUGUGGCCACCGUGUCGCUGUAUGGCAGGUCUGUCUGCUGAGUGCUGGGUUCAACUGUGUCUUAGUGGCCUGUGUCAUCCUGGUGGUGCUCUUUCUGUCUCUGGAGUUACUCAUAGACACCAAACUUCUACAAUUUUCCAAUGCUUUUCAAUUUGCCAGCAUUAUCCACUGGAUUAGCCUUAUUAUUCUUUCACUCUUCUUUUCAGAGACUGUCUUCAGAAUAAUAGUGCUGGGUAUCUGGGACUACAUAGAGAAUAAAGUAGAGGUAUUUGAUGGUGCGGUCAUUGUACUCUCGCUGGCUCCUAUGGUGGCCUCCACAGUGGCCAAUGGCCCCAGCAGCCCCUGGGAUGCCAUCAGCCUCAUCAUCACCCUGCGUAUAUGGAGAGUCAAGAGGAUCAUUGACGCGUAUGUGCUGCAAGUCAAAGUUGAAAUGGAACUGGAGAUCCAACAGUGUGAGAAAACCAAAGCAGUGAGAGAAGAGCAGCUUGAGCGGCUCACUCAGAUCUGCCAGGAACAGGCUUUUGAGAUCAGGCAGUUGAGGGCACAUUUGGCGCAGCAGGACUUGGAUCUGGCAGCAGAGCGAGAAGCAGCCAUGCAGAUCCAUCACGUCUGGGGCAAACAGGGGAGAAACUUUAAGGUUGUGGAGGGCAUGACACCCGGGGAGUUUGAGGAUGAAGGCAACCACCAGAACCCCAGGGAGCCACUUGCGACAACAGAUCCAGUGGUACGUGACGACAUGAACAACUAUAUCAGCCAGUAUUACAGUGAAGCCAGCAGUGAAGCUGGUGCAUCAGGUGUCGGUGUGCGGGUCAUUACUACUGCAGCCAUUGACGUCCAUCUACCCACAAACCCACAUCCCAUUCAGUCCAAUCCGAUGCUGGCCAUGGAGCGGGUUGGCAGUGCCCUGAGUGACAUCUCCACGAGCAUAUCACGUUCCAGCGGCAGUCUGACGGCCCGCCCCCUCAGCCUAAGCAGCCACACUCCAGGCUCCUCGCUGACAGACUGCAGCAGCAGCACAGCCCAGGACCUGAGCCUGAACUACAGCUCUGUGCGCUGUGCCCCCCCUGCCUUCCCCAGGCCGGACCCUCGUAGGGACCCCAGUGCUGUGGUACAGGAGCUGCUUUCCUCUCUCUCUGAGGACUCCUGUCGCACUCAGAAAAGUCUGGACCCUGUCAACCUUAAGCUUCCCAGUCCUACAGGGUCAGAAAAAGCCAGUCCUGAGUUGGACCACAGAAUAAACCUGUUCAAUCGCAGGAACCAGGAGGAGCGGAGAGGGCGGGGUAGAGGCAGUGGCCCCCUACAGACUAAGCCCCUAAUCCACCUGCAGGGCGGCAGCACUGAGCUCUCUCUGGAGGAGAAGUACAGACUCCUGGGUCCCUCUGACACCCCUUUGGGUCACAUGCCAGACACAUAGGCUGGACCCAGGAGACGAGGCCUCUCUGAUGCUAUCAACUUGGAUGGACCACACACAUUACACAUGGUAAUCUGGUCUUUCUGAGUAAAAUUCACUCUUGGUCAUUCAGAGAAAUGUAAGACCAAGUUUCGAUUUUACACAUAUCAUACAGUAUAAGUGAUAAUGGACUCUUUCAUAUCGUCCCAUCUGCUUUGUUGAGAAUCUGUGGUGCAUCUGAAGGAAAUGCCCAUAAAUAGCACAAAGAAGACAACCCCAUUUGAAUGCAUUGUUGUACACUCUCUUUCAGGAAUUAAUGAAAUGGUCCUAAAUGCAAUGAACACUAAAAAUAAAAACCAGCAAGGACCCUUCAGGUCUCUACUGAACUCAACUUUAUUGCCAGUGUUCCAAGCCAAGACGCUGUUCUCUGCUUUUGGAAAUAAGAACAGCUAAGUGUUUUAUAAAGAAAUUCUGCUUUUGUUUCAUUUGUACUUCAAACAAUUAUCAUGCUGUUUAUUGUUAACGAUGUUACAGGGUAAGACAUUCAGAAAAUUGGCUUGUUGAUACAAAAGCCAUUUAACCUUUGCCUUUUGCCACAAAUUUAUUUCAUAUGAAACUACGGGGCAUCAUUAAAAAAAAAGAGAAAAAAACAACAAAAAGCUUAUAUGUUUUUAUAUGUAUUUUUCUGUAUGAAUGAAUGGCAAGGUUAUGUGACUGGAGUGCUUGUAGCAUGAACCUUUAAAAGAUACAAGCUAAUUCUUUGCACUUUAAUGUUUACAGACACUUUUGUAGACUUGAUACAGCCGACUUAAUUGCCAAAUAUAUAUGUUGUAAUUUUAAUCAAAAUUAAUAAAAUAAAAUAAAAAUAUUUCCUUACAUUU
Periophthalmus magnuspinnatus is the source of this 3554-nucleotide messenger RNA. Its product is annotated as transmembrane protein 266-like. The transcript is spliced from 11 exons. The coding region runs from base 1054 to 2697 and encodes 547 amino acids. Lineage: Eukaryota; Metazoa; Chordata; Actinopteri; Gobiiformes; Gobiidae. Gene Ontology annotation, molecular function: voltage-gated channel activity. Gene Ontology annotation, cellular component: plasma membrane. The record is from RefSeq and is a predicted model, not a curated record.